CAGAAUCGUUCUCGUUUAAGCUCGUCUCUGUACUGAACAAUUUUCGCGCCAAAUCAGUGGCAACUGUAAGCAAAGUGAAAACGAAUUCGCGAGCCUGAAAUGGCGCUGCUGUGUUUUCUGCUAGAUUUGAGAACCUUGCCUCCUCCCAUCCUCAGCGGCUUAACGGAUUCCUUGUUGCAGCUUGCCAAUCUUUAUGCUAUAUCAUCAUCGUCAUCGGCUGGUAGGAUCGGAUUGUGUUACGUCUUCAAGAAUGCGUCCUCUGGUCCUGAUGAUGCUCUUUUGGAGGUUGCUUACACUCCUAAUAGAAGUUUUAGUCUCCGUGACUUCCACCGCGCUGUAGAGAAUUUGCCAACCGAUGCCUUUAUUCCCCAAAUUAAUGACUACGUAACCGUCUAUGGCCGCGAUGUGAAAUUGUCGGCUGUUUUAAGUGAUCAAGUUCUAUACUCAUGGGGAGGUGAAAAUGUGAAGAGGAAAGUGAUUGUACUAAGCGCAUAUGCACACUAUGAUUUGGAUUCCCACCUGGAAAAGACACUUAUGGAGGCGGCUAACAUGCGUGUUUCAGUUGAGUUUGUCAUCUUUAAGCAAAAAUCGAGCCAUCUCAAUUUCAUUGAAGAGGAUGCUAACGGGCUAAUUAGACGCAUUUCUGACAUUGAUGGCUGCUCUCUUGAAUUAUACCUUCCAGAUGUCAGAGUAUUUCAAAGCCUUGUGAGACAAUGGUUGCACGACCUCAAGGAUGAUAUGAAAGAACCAUUAAUAGCUUGCUUUGAUUUCAAAGGAAACCUCAUUUAUUCCACGAACCAGAUAACCUGCAACUUGUAUAUGACUGUCACGCAGAUGAUUGAUGGGUUUCCCCCUUGUCAGACAUGCAGAUGUCAUGGUAUGCCAUUAGAAGUCUACGGAAGAAAAGAGAUGAAGGAAUCUUCCUGUGCAAUCAGCGGGGAUUUUUUGGAAACCUCUGACGUAAUGAAAAACACAACGAAAGUUGGGGAGAAAUCAAUCCUGUUUCUGCCGUCGUCUCAGUGUCUUACCAAGUCUCAACUAAAUUCUUCACAAAUUAAAUUUGACAUCAUACAACGAACCAACUUGGGAACCUUAUGCGAAAGUGUUAUUAUGGGAGCCUCCUAUGUUGUGGUUCCAUCAUCAGAAUCUUCUUCAGCAGGAAACGAUGAGUUUGAGUUGAACGCUUUAGCUUUUCGUGGACUUUGUGGUGCUCUCCACUCACUAGAUCAGGGUUUGGUUUGCCUAUCAAAUUGGAAUAUGGAGACCUUAAAUGAAUCUACUUUCCCUUGCUAUUAUAUUCUACAGCCAUCACAAAAUGGAUCAAUGUUUCUUAGGCGUCUUGCUGGCUCUGAGGAAGUUCUCUAUGUACCAGACAUCAAGACUUUGAUUACGGCUCAUGUUUGCCAGGAGAUCCAAAGCUCCAUUCUUGUCUCGUUGGAGAAGGUUGAACUAAAAGACUACAAUCCGUUGAUGCAUGAAAGAGGCCUCCACCAAAAGUUGAACGUUCUUGUGAAAGAAAGUUUGGAGUUCAGGUCAUUAACUCCUAGGUCAGAAGAGGGAACCUACGGCAAUGAAUCAAACGGCCCAGAUUAUUUGAAAGGGAUUGUGAACUCUGUAAAAGACGUUGAAAUUGUAACCGCAAUGGACUGCAUAGAAGCUGGAGUUGCUGAAACUUGGGAGCAGCUAGUUACCCAUGAAUUCCCUGAAACAUGUCCAGUUUAUGUCUCCAAAGACAAGCUGGAUCGACUUUCUCUCUCGCCACCCGAUGGCAACAAACAAUUGGCUGUGAAAACGUCAAGGAUUUUAGAGAGACUUGAGAUACCAAGACAGAGAACUAAGGCUACAUCUCCUAAUACCAUCAGCAUUGACUUGGUUGAUCCAAAUAGUCCAACGAAGAAGCCACCAAUCCCAUUGGUGCCAGUUCUGGCCCGAGACCAAGGCUUCACAGGUACUCAAACUCAACUAAUGAAACCAAAUUUCAACAAACUCAAAAGAAAACGUACAUGACCACCCCUACCCCCAAAAUACUUUUCUUUUUUAUGGAGAGUGUCUUAGAGUUAUCUGAUGUUGACCACUAUUAAAUUUUUCACAAGUAAGAAAGAGGAACACAGAAAGGACGUGAAAAAAGGGAGAUUCUUUCUUUUUUUAAUACUUACCUACUCACUAGACACUAGUGAAUGAAUAUCUCUUAGUGACCACCUAUAUAUAUAUAUUUUACAACUAGGAUAGUGGAAUAGAGAAAGAGUGAAAGAGUUCUACUAAUUUUUUUAGAAAAUAAAUAGUUCUAAAUUUUUAGUAGGAUAGCUACUAACUUGUGAGAAUAGAUUUCAAAUUCCUAGUAGUAGUUAAUUGAAGUAUUGCCUUUGAUGGGUGUAUAUAUGUGUUAUUUCUUUUUACUGGUUUGGAUAGGAUGGAUAGGGCUGAGUGCUUGACUGAAAUAUGAUUAAUGUGCAUGUUCUACUCAAAUCCAUAAUGGAAACCAGAGUCGGUAUUUGUUGAGGUUUCGUGCAA
Messenger RNA from Cucurbita pepo subsp. pepo (vegetable marrow), 2511 nucleotides. RefSeq lists its product as uncharacterized. The record is from RefSeq and is a predicted model, not a curated record. NCBI's taxonomy places the organism in Eukaryota, Viridiplantae, Streptophyta, Magnoliopsida, Cucurbitales, Cucurbitaceae.